AUGCAUUUUGUUAUUUUUCUUUCCACAGUGGAUGUAAAGUCAGAGGUUCCCGUGGGAUUAGAGCCUAUCUCACCAUUAGACUUGCGAACUGAUCUCAGGAUGAUGGUUCCCAUGGUGGACCCAAUUAUGCGUGAAAAGCAGUUACAGCAGGAACUACUUCUGAUCCAGCAGCAGCAGCAAAUUCAGAAACAACUGCUGAUUGCAGAGUUUCAGAAGCAGCAUGAAAACCUGACUCGCCAGCAUCAGGCCCAGCUCCAGGAGCAUAUAAAGUUACAACAGGAACUCCUAGCCAUUAAACAACAGCAGGAACUCCUUGAAAAAGAGCAAAAACUGGAGCAGCAGAGACAAGAGCAGGAACUGGAGAGGCAUCGCAGGGAACAACAGCUUCCUCCCCUCCGAGGCAAAGAAAGAGGCCGAGAAAGGGCAGUGGCCAGUACAGAAGUGAAGCAGAAACUUCAAGAGUUCCUGUUGAGUAAAUCGGCAACAAAAGACUCUCCAGCAAAUGGGAAGAAUCAUUCCAUGAGCCGCCACCCCAAGCUCUGGUACACGGCUGCCCACCAUACCUCACUGGAUCAAAGCUCUCCACCCCUGAGCGGGGCCUCGCCACCGUACAAAUACACUUUACCAGGAGCACAGGAUGCCAAGGAUGAUUUUCCACUUCGUAAGACGGCUUCAGAGCCCAAUUUGAAGGUACGUUCAAGGUUAAAACAGAAGGUGACGGAAAGGAGAAGCAGUCCUUUACUCAGGAGGAAGGAUGGAAACGUUGUCACUUCAUUCAAGAAGCGACUCUUUGAGGUGACAGAAUCCUCGGUCAGUAGCAGCUCCCCUGGAUCAGGUCCUAGUUCCCCAAGCAAUGGUCCAACCAGCAGUAUAACAGAAAAUGAAACCUCAGUUUUGCCAUCUAACAUUCAAGCUGAGCAUCUGGUUUCACAGCAACACCUUUUGAUACAGGAUGAAUCAGUGAACUUGCUGAGUCUGUACACGUCCCCUUCUCUGCCCAACAUUACCUUGGGACUUCCAGCAGUACAACCUCAAAUCAGUGCUUCAUCGUCAUUCAAAGAAAAGCAGAAGGGAGAGACCCAGUCACUCAGACAAGGAAUGGCCUUGGCUGGACAGUAUGGGGGGAACAUACCUGCGUCCUCAACUCACCCUCAUGUUGCUUUGGAGGGAAAGCCAAAUAGCAGCCACCAAGCUCUCUUGCAACAUCUGUUACUGAAGGAACAAAUGAGACAGCAAAAACUUCUUGUGACUGGAGCGGUUCCUCUUCAUCCACAGUCUCCUUUAGCAGCGAAGGAGAGAGUCUCACCUGGCAUACGAGCUGCCCACAAACUGCCCCGUCACAGGCCCCUGAAUCGAACCCAGUCAGCUCCUCUUCCUCAGAGUACUUUGGCCCAGCUGGUCAUCCAGCAGCAACAUCAACAAUUUUUGGAGAAGCAGAAACAGUACCAGCAGCAGAUCCACAUGAAUAAGAUGCUCUCUAAGUCCAUUGAGCAACUCAAGCAGCCUGGCAGUCACCUGGAGGAAGCUGAAGAAGAGCUUCACAGCGAUCACUCAAUGCAGGAAGAGCGAGGUCCCACCAGCGGUGCCAGCGUUAGGGCUGAGAGCGGCAGUGCUGGUGCGGAUGACAGAAUAGGACAGCAGGUGGGGGCUGUGAAAGUCAAAGAGGAGCCACCGGACAGUGAUGAGGAUGUUCAAACCCAGCAAAUGGAAUCUGGGGAGCAAGCUGCUUUUAUGCAACAGGUAAUAGGCAAAGAUUUAGCUCCAGGAUUUGUAAUUAAGGUUAUUAUCUGAACAUCACAUGCGUUUUCUAGGCUUUGAUAAGUAAUUGUGUUUUGAUUCACUGAUCUAGCAAACUCUGAUUUACUGUUCAAAGAAUCUAACAAAGGCAGAAGUGUUGUAUGCACACUUGAAAACAUAGUGAAGCUCAUCCUUAUGGCCACUAAUUGAGAAAAUACCUGUUGCAGUCUGUUAUUCUACAUAAAUCCUUGCGUAAUAGCUGAUAGACUUUGUAUUAGCCCAGGAUUACAUUACAUUGCUUAGUUCUAGUGAAAGAGAACUCGUAUCACCUAGCUUGUUGAGAUCAGCAACUGCUGGAGUUAGUUUCCAGACCUGAUUGAUGAAACAUUCUUCUUCUCUGAUUUUGAAUCCUCUGACUUUUGCUUUCAGCUAUCUGUAUAUACUGUAUCAUACUGUAGUCUUGAACACUGUUAACGUUAGGGUAUUUUUUCCCCACUAGACAGGUACUGACUGCUAUAUCAGUGGUCCCAGGCUGGCGUAUAAAGCAUAACUUAAGAGAAGAAUGCAAGGUGGAUGUAAGACAAGGCACUGUUUAAAAAUGGUGGUGUUUUCUUUUUUGCACUGCUUAAUUUUUCAUUCUGUCUUAUUUGAUGAUACUGUCCACAGUGACAUCCUUAAAAGAAGCAGAUGCAAGUACUAGUGAGAAGCAAAAUGCAGCAUUAGGUUCCAAUCAGUUACUAGGAUAUUGCAGGAAAAGCACAGAACUGUUAUUGUUAUUAGCUGAUAUCCAAUCACUUGUUUAUUUUUUAAAAAAUAAAGACUAAUCACACAAUAUCGCAUAACCUUUACUGCUAUGUCUCAUGGUCAAAUAGUAAAAUAACAACUGUGCAUUAAAUGCCGACUCGGCAAAGGGAAACUUCAGAUUACGGGCGAGCAUUUCACCGGAGCUGAAGCGCACAGUGCAUUUGUGCAGCCAGUGAGCGGGCGGCCCUUUCCGUCGCUGUAAGAUCAGGCAGAGCAAGGCUGGAUGCAGUGGAAGGCCCUGUUUAUUUAAGUCGAUACUUGGUCAGGUCCCUGCUGUUCUCCUGCAGAAAAGUGAUUUUGGGAGGUGGGGGGGGGGCAGGAAAUGCCUUAUGGAAACAGGAAGCCCAAGUGAUUCAUGUGCUGAGGAAUGCAGGGCGGGGGGGGACGACGGGGCAGCGCUCCCUCUGUUUUUAAAGGCACUCUAUGAAUUGAUUUAUUGUCAAAGAAAAUAACAAAGCGAGUAGGGAAAUUGUUAAGGAAGCUUUCCAGUGAAACAUUUCCUUCAUAUUCCCUUUUGAUAUGUUUACCUUGUUUUAUAGGUUUACUUUUGUUAAGCUAGUUAAAGAUUCAUUGUAUUAAGAUCCCUUUUAAUAUGGAUAAUCCCAGACUGACCUGGAAUCCUUGUCAGGUUUUUUUUCUAUUGAAAAUAUUUAUAUUUCUAAAGCUGAGGUAUUUUAAGGUGCAGUAUCCUGUUUCAAAAGAGAUAGCCGUUUUGCCAAAUGUAGAAAUCGUUCAAAAAGUAUAUUAUUAGCAUAUGUUGUUUACAUUAUGCUCUAAUACUAUUCAAUCUCUUAUAAAAUGUUGCAACUUCUAAAGAUACAUUAUCCUUUUUCCUAGAAGAUCUCCAAACAAAUGACUAAAUAGUUGCUGUAAAAUGAAAGGUCUCCUGAAACAUAAAGAUCAUCUUAGAUAGGACAGAUUAUUAAUUGAGAAAAUACAGGUGAUUUUUAUGUGUGCUUCAUAUUUGAACAGAAAUCUUCCACCACUUUGGAUUUAAAAAAAAACCUCAUGUUCAAAAAGUAAAGCAUAUAAGAACAAAAUUACAUAUUUUUUCCCAUUCUGUAUAAUUUUAAUUUUCGUUGAAACCUAAAUUUAGCCUCAUCAAAAAGGGAUAGUGCAUCUUUUAAAAUACAUUUUAUUUGGGGAGAAUCUUGCAAAUGAGAAGACUUUUGUACAAAACCACUUCAAAGAAAGACAUGUAUUCACAAAGGAAAAAAGAUAUUUUUAUAGUGUCAUUCAGGUGAGAAACCCCAAUACAUUAGUGGACUUUAAUUUCAGAAUCUUUCAAAUUUGGAUAAAAUUAAAAUAGAGAAACUACCUGGAACCAGUGAAAAGGAAAACUGGGUUUAAACAACCACAUUUCUAAUUGAUAACUGUCUCUUACAUUUUAAAUCUACUGUAUUUAUUAUAAUUUACACCCUUAGAGGUGAUCUCUUGUUUUGUGUUGUAAAUAUAUUCUGUUUGUAUGUUCCCUUUUUUGCCUUCUGAUAUAAGUCUCUUCCUUUCUCAAAUAAAGUUUUUUUUUAAAA
Messenger RNA from Mesitornis unicolor (brown roatelo), 4070 nucleotides. RefSeq names its product histone deacetylase 9 (gene HDAC9). Lineage: Eukaryota; Metazoa; Chordata; Aves; Mesitornithiformes; Mesitornithidae. Gene Ontology annotation, cellular component: histone deacetylase complex. The transcript has 10 exons. Gene Ontology annotation, molecular function: histone deacetylase activity. Bases 1 to 1791 code for a protein of 596 amino acids. Gene Ontology annotation, biological process: chromatin organization. The record is from RefSeq and is a predicted model, not a curated record.